UCAGAUCAGAGUGGAACCUCACCAAUCUUCAAUAUUUAAUUAUGGAAAAUAACUUGUUCAGAGGGGAACUCUCAGAUGGAAUUCUUAACAGCUCUCAUCUAGAGCUACUGUUCCUAAGCAAUAAUUUGAUCUCAGGAAAUAUUCCAGAGUGGAUGGGAAACUUUUCAUCGUUGGGGUACCUUCGCUUGGCUGAUAAUUCAUUAGAAGGUUCAAUCCCAUUAAGUUUCUCCAGAUUACAACAGUUGAAAUUGCUUUACCUUUCGGGGAACAAUCUUCGUCAAAUACCACCUGGUGUUUACCUUCCAUCCCUGACAUAUUUGCAUCUUGCAGACAAUGAACUUGAUGGACCUCUGCCCAGUUUUAUUUCCAGAUUAUCUUCUCUUGUAUCUUUGGAUGUUAGGCAUAACAAAUUGUCAGGAAGAAUUCCUAGCUGGAUAAGCUCAGUCACAGAUUUAAGGACUCUUCUCUUAAAGGGAAAUAGUCUCGAAAGCCCAAUCCCUGCUGAACUGUGCCAGCUCAAAAACAUCACCAUACUAGACCUUUCAUUCAACAACCUUUCUGAAAAGAUACCUCUUUGCCUCUGCAGCAUGCCCUUUGGGAAGAAAAGGCCACUUCCCAUUGAUGGAGCCUUUUCAUCGUAUGUAUUCCGGUGGUCGAUGCCAAGCAUAGUGGCAUAUGAAUAUGUGGGUCUGUUUGGACUGUUUGAAUUUGCUACAGCACCAAUUGUGAGGUCAAGUUAUUCAGAAACUGUGCCAUUUUUAACAAAGACUAGGUCCAAUUCCUUCAGAAAUUGGUUACCUUGGUGACAUUCACACUUUGAACCUGUCACACAAUUAUUUCAAUGGAUCAAUUCCAACAACACUAUCCAGGUUGAAAGAAAUACAAAGUAUGGAUUUGUCCUACAACAGGCUCACCGGUGAAAUUCCAUCUGAACUGAUAGCUCUGAACUUUCUAUCGGUUUUCUCAGUGGCUCACAAUAACUUAUCAGGUAGGACACCAGCCAGGGUUGCCCAGUUCGGUACAUUUGAGAAGCAGAGCUAUGAAGGUAACAAUUUUCUUUGUGGAACACCGCUUCCUGAUUGUGGUACGAACAAUACCAAAUUACCCAAACUAAAUGAUGAAGGAACAAAUGAUUCAUUCAUAGUUGCGUUUCGAUGGAGCUUUCUUGGAUCAUACAUUGUGGCAUUUCUGGGUGUUGUUGCUUACCUAUACUGCAGUCCUUAUCAUUCCAUGCUGCUUUAUGAAUUCAUUGCAGCAAGAUUCAGGACUUGCGUUUCACCUUUUAGAAGGCGCUGAUUCUGCAUAUUAAGACAGAUAUUCUUGGACAUCUGGUGUUAGCCUAUUUGACUGGAACUUUGCUGCAGCUAAUCUCCCUCCAUGCACUCUUGAACUACUUGGCAGCCAUUCUAAAAGUUCAUCUUACUAUUUUCUUGGUUUUUGAAUUGCGAUGGGUUACAUUGAAUGAAGCAUCUAAAGUUUUCAAUUAACUUGGAUUUGCCUCCCUUUGUUUUUGAAUUCUUAUUGUGGUUUGUUGUCCCAAAUUUCAGCUUUAAAAUUUUGUUUCAUUCUCACCAGUAAACCACUGCUGGAGUUAGUUUUAAGGUUGGGACU
Ipomoea triloba (trilobed morning glory) is the source of this 1611-nucleotide messenger RNA. RefSeq names its product receptor like protein 21-like. Bases 42 to 806 code for a protein of 254 amino acids. The transcript is spliced from 2 exons. Lineage: Eukaryota; Viridiplantae; Streptophyta; Magnoliopsida; Solanales; Convolvulaceae. Gene Ontology annotation, molecular function: protein binding. The record is from RefSeq and is a predicted model, not a curated record.